UCUCUCUUUCUACAGCAGAAGAAGAGGCCUGUUAGACAGUACUGUGAUGGAGGCCGGGGGUGUUAGGCGUUAAUCAUUAAUCAUUAUCGAUGGAAGGAAAGAUAAAGCUGAGAAAGUCAGCAGAUAUCAGUUUACAAAAACAAUGUUUUCAGGCCGUCAGAACACAUUUUACCGCGUUGGGAAUCGAAGCUGUUCUUGACCUCCCAGCGCCGCUGCUUAAGGAUCUACUGCCUCAUCUGACAGCAUGUCAACUGGAUGAAGUCCAGCCAGCCCUCAAUAAGAGAGGGUUAUCCACAUAUUCUGGAUGGGUUGAAAUCCUCCGGGACCUGAUUGGUCUGAGCCGUGCAUUGGACUUCAGGACAGAAGCGGAAGCUAAGCAUGAAGUCAUGUUGAGGCUUUUUACAAGUGUAUUCUACGGACUGAGCAGCAACUAUGUGUUAAAAAACAGCACAGAUUUAAAAUCCAAUUCAUUCUUGAGUUCUGCAGCCAAAAGUAUUCAUCAUUUUAUACUCAUUCCUUCUAUGCAUCAGGCUCUGCAAGCUUUAACUACCAAUCAGCAACCUCUUCUAGUGCUGUUAGAAAAGCAUAUAAGAAGUAUUCAUGUCAGUCACUUAUUGUUAACAGUGAGGAAAACACAAGCUGUGCUGUACGUCCUGCAUCGCCUGCUGGACCAUGGGAUCACUACAAACCUCGUUGUUGGUAUAGAUUCUGCCCUGGACCUUGCAUGGCUCCUGCAUGGACGUGGGUCACAGUACGUCGACAUGGAGCUGAAAAAACUGUUUUCCUUCCCUCAUGUUUUACAAACGUCACCAGCCAGCUCCAGUCUAGAUGUUGAAUCCACAGCUUCAGGCAAGAGUGAUGAUGUCAUUCCCUGCAAACGAGUCAAGUUAUCUUCCGAGUCUGUGGAGAAGGAGGAGGACCCAUGUGGUGUACCGAACUUUACUUUGGACCCUCAGGUUCUCUGUCAUACUUUCAGUCCUUGUGAUGGUCGUUCAGCAGGAGCAUGCACAUUUGGACAGAUUACCCAUUUGGAGAUCAGAACCUGUGGUCCUGAUUCUCUCAAGGUCCUGGGUUUUUCCUUGCCUACAUUUUUCUGCCUUCAGUCUUUAAGUCUUCACAGCAAAUCCAUCUUCAGGGAGUUGGACGUGUUGGAGUUUGCUGGAGCGCUGCAGCAGCUUUCUGACAGCGGCUGCAGCAGCCUCGUCCAUCUCAGCAUUGGGCUCCUGCCUCAUGUUGGACUCAUGAAGACCCUACUGAAUGCAAGGCCCAGACUGACGUCCCUAUGUGUCGAGUUUCAGACAGCAAUAUGGGGACCGCAAUUUAAUCUGGACCACGCGGGGACUGCUGAGCCCGACACAUCAGAACUUCCUCUGGAGAAGUUAACCAUGAAAAUAAUCCAGCUCCAAACAGAUCUACACUUUUUGACUUCAGUGCUUAGACGGAGCCCACAUCUCUCCUCUCUUCACAUAGCAGGGAUGAGACUACCCACUGGCUGCAGUCAGAGCCAGCUCCUCAACACGCUCUCAGAAUUCAAUCACAGUUUAAAGGCUCUGACGUUUGAGGAUAUAAAAUUGUGUGACUGUCUGCCUGACAUCCUGAAACUGCUGAGGGGCUGCAUGUUGGAAGAGCUAAGCUUCAACGACUGUCGUCUUCUGGAGAUGUGCAUCAACCCAGAAAAAAGUCUUGUAGAGCUGGUGGCUGCGUUGAAGAUGCCUUCACUUCACUCUCUGAGUCUGGCACAGAAUCGGCUCGCUAAUAAUGUGUGUGUGCUGGCAGAACUGUUCUCAGGCCAGUCACAGAGCUCACUGAAGCAACUAGACAUCAGGUCCAAUUUCAUUCAGCCUGCUGAUCUGCUGGAGUUUGCUAAGAGACUGAUGAUUCAUCCCCCUCCACACAGACUGACCCUUGACCUGAGGAAGAACCCAGGAGACAGAGACCCUGAGACAUGGAACUCAGCACUGAAGAGGCUUCAACCCUCCAGCUUUUUACUGGUUGAGGGAUGGAAAUCCACAGACACAAUGGUGGACCACAUCAGCAAUAUGUAAAAGAAAAUCUGGAGGAUGAAAUGUUGACAACAAAGUGAUUAAUUAUGUAGCAAUGUAAAACUGAUGCCAACCCAUUUCCAUGAUCUAAAGCUUUGGAUGGCUCUGACCUGAAACUAUACACACAAAAUGGAAACACCUUGUGGAAAUUCUUUGAAAUUAGUUUGAUUUGUCUUUGACAGCAGAGAGACUAGUAGUGUAACCUGUCCCUCGUUUACCAUGGGAGAGGGGAACCAGUUCCCCUGUGAACCCAAAGUAGCCAUAAACAGCGGAUGAUUUUCUAUCAUUUCAUUUGUUUUCUUGCAUCCAAAUGCUGAAGGAGGAAAAAAGAUGAUUCCAUGUCAGUUUGUCGUUUGAAUGUUUAUUAAACAUUACACCUCCA
Messenger RNA from Poecilia reticulata (guppy), 2424 nucleotides. RefSeq names its product leucine rich repeat containing 41 (gene lrrc41). NCBI's taxonomy places the organism in Eukaryota, Metazoa, Chordata, Actinopteri, Cyprinodontiformes, Poeciliidae. The record is from RefSeq and is a predicted model, not a curated record.